UCUUUGUGACGGGCAAGGCGGUUUGCCAUUUCCGACGGGAGACGCAGCGCCUUCCUUCUGCCCUUCUUCGCGCGAUUCGGAAUGGCGUCGAGCGUUCCGCGAAAGGACUGCUACGGCGACGUCUGAAGAGGAGGUUUCUUUUUCAACAGGGCCGGCCUGGCAGGGAGAAGCCGCUGUCAAGCAAAGAUAGGCGGCAUGGUACCUCUCUGGCCGUUGGGGACUUUGUGGCUGGCUUAUUUCGCGGCUCGGGGUAUAGCGAGUGACGAUGCUCCAUUGAAGUGCGAAGAUCUGCGACUUGGCCAAUAUAUAUGCAGAGAUCCUAAAAUAGACAAUGCAACCCAAGAACCCAUGAACUGUACGAACCACACUGCAUAUGUUGCUUGUCUUCCAGCCCCAAAUAUUACUUGUAAAGAUUUCAAUGGAAGUGAAACUCAGUUUACUGGAAAAGAAAUUGGAUUUUACCAACCCGUUGAGUGUCGAAGUGUAAAUGGUUACUCCUAUAAAGUAGCAGUUGCUCUGUCUUUGUUUCUUGGCUGGUUGGGAGCAGAUCGGUUUUAUCUAGGAUAUCCUGCAUUAGGUUUAUUAAAGUUCUGCACAGUGGGAUUUUGUGGAAUUGGUAGUUUGAUUGACUUCAUUUUGAUUUCAAUGCAGAUUGUGGGUCCUUCUGAUGGUUCUAACUACAUAAUAGAUUACUAUGGUGCAAGGCUUAUCAGGCUGAGUAUUACGAAUGAUACAUAUAGAAAACCUCAAAUGUACCCUUAAUCUUGCCGGAGUUCACUUACUUUAUUUGAGUGUGAGAAGAUGCCUGUGUAUGAAAUGAUGGAAGAGCGCCGUCUUCAGAGGACUAAGAAGUUUCAUCAACUCUUUUGUCAUCAGCUCUUUGUACACAAAGGAAAACUAGUAGGCUGUAUAAUUAUACACUCUGCUGAUCACACAAAAGGAGUUAGAGCCUUUGCGCCAACUGCAACCUUAUUGAAAAGGAGACAAUGACUUAUCUUUUAAAUUGUUUGGUAAAUAAACGCAACCGAUGGACUUCUAAUGAUGAAUGCAUCAUGAAGCACAAAGGACUUUAUGCAAGUUGUACAAAAACUGAAUAGUGUGUAAAGGGAGAAAACAGGAAGAAAUUACCUCAACACUCAACAUCCCUUUUCUGACUGCUAUUUAAAAAUAAGCAAAGUAGAAGUCGCACUCAAAAAUGUGUUGUUAUGCAGAUGUACCAGGUUCCAGCUCAUUCACUCCCUUCGUCCCUCACAUCAAGUACAUUCUGUCCUUUUGGCAAUAAGUGGAUGGGAUAUUUAGAAGCUGCGAACUGUUCUGAAAGUUUCACAUAGUGGGUUAUGGGCCAUGUGUGUUUGAUCAAAAUUCAAUUACUGCACUGCACCAGGCUUGGAAACCUAUCAUUGCGAGUUAUGAAGUAUGACGAAAUAAGCUUCUCUAAUUGGUUCAGUAUGGGGAGCAGUCUCAACCAAGCUUGUUAUGAUAAAUAGCUUCCUAUGUUAAAGGUUCUCCAGAGCUUAAGUGUCUUGGCUCACCUCCUUCAACAGAAUAAGAAUAUUGUUCCCUAGGAACAUUUACAUCAUUGUCUCUUUUCCCAGGUUGGAGUUAAAUAUUUGUAGCAUUUUUAUCUUGAGGAAUAAAAACAUAGAUUCUUGAGGAAUCUAAACAUAAAUAUACGUCACUUCUCCAAUCAUAAAAUAUCUUGUGUCCCUGUGCACAACUGGUUAUUGGCAAUGUCACUUUUGUCAGCUUGGAAAAUCUUAGCUGUUGUUUAAAGUCAAAUCCACUUUACAAGCCCUUUUAAAAAAAUGAUUGAAUGCUCUGCAACUCCUAGCUUAGAUUUGCCGCUACUAAAACUGUUCCACACAUGGAUUUUUUUUUUUUUUUGUAGAUUUCUGUUAUGGAAAUAAUCUCUGAUUAUCCUCUUGUAAGCAAACAAAGGUAGAACUAGAAAACUCAAGUUAGUAUACGCGUCUACAUUGUGGUGUUUCAGAUGCAUUUCACUUUGAGAAAGUGCCAUUUCACUUUGAGAAAAAGGUAUAAAGUGUAUUGUUUUUCUGUUUCUUUGGUUAAGAAAUUAGAGAAAUUUAGUAACUUGUCUUGUGGAGCUCAAAUUAGUUAUCUGAAUAGGUCAUUUCUUUUUUCCUAUAGUAAUUUAAUAACAUUGUUAUCCAGGUUUCAUUUGUUUUAUGAGCUUUGAUCUCAUCAUAGUUUGCCUUUAUAUUUAAAUGUCCUUUUUAACCUUCUGCCAAAAGAUGUGCGUAACGCUGAAGUCGGCAUUUUCAGCAUGUACUACAUUUGCUGCAAAAUUUCAAUUUUAUAAACCAUUCCCCUUAGUCAUCACUUAAUCAAGUGAUGACUAAGUGCAGCAAUACAAAAUUAAAGGAAGGGAGGAAAACUUGACACAAUAAAUGUAAAAUCUACUUCUGGGUAAGAUAAGAAACACACACUCCCGUUAUUUUUCAAAGUAGAAUGGGAUCAAAUAUUUUAGAAUGGGUGAUAAGGAAAGAUACAUAAUGGACAAUAUCAUUAGCUUGGGCAGAUGAUGCUUUUUUUAAGAACAAAACUCAGAAGAAUAUUGUAUUACAUUUUUAAACAAUUCUGCAAGAAGUAACUUUACCUUUAAAAAUAGAAUAUGAUAGCAGACAUUUAUGCUAAACCUCCUUCUGGCAAAUCAGCUUUUUUUUUAUUGAAUCUCAGUUGAUUGAAUAGCAUAGGGGUUGCCAGAGUAAAUGCUAUUAUCAAUGUACAGUAAUUAAGGAAAUAGUCCUUAUCACUCGAACAGCACCCAGGCUAUGCCUGCUGUAAUAAAGUUAAAUGAUAAAGAAAUAUCUUUAAAUAAAGUGCAACUACUAGAGUGUGGUUACUCUUGAAAUGCAGUGGAACAAUGCAGUGGAAAAUUACUGGUGAUAGGAAAAUAUGCCCACUGAAUGCAAUGUAAGGGCUUCUUAAAUAUCGAAGUAAAUAAUACACAUAAUCUUCCAAUGUAAAGAUAAAGAUGUUAAUCCCUCAUGUUCAAAGAGUGACAAGCUUGGCACAUGUUAAUCUUGUAUUUGAUCUUCAAAUUAUUAAUUAAUUGAAUCAUUAGAACUUAGAAAUGUUUUGAAACCUAUGUAUAAGAUGUACAAAUUGAGUGUUGUCAUUUGCUUAUGGAUUAAGAUCCUAUACAUUUUAUUAUAAAGUAUCAAUACCUUCAAUCUUAAGGCCACCUGAACCUGAUAUGAAUUAUAAUACAAUGUUUCUUCCAAGGUUAGGCCUUCCACUUGAAAAAAAAAAUUCUUCCAUCAUUAUAACUAACCAUGUCUUAGUUGAAAAGAUAACUAACUGGACGUCACGUAACUAAUAGGACAUGAUCUUUGUACCAGUAAACAUAAGCUUACAGCUUUGCAAAUUUUUUGAGAUGAGGAUGGCAUUAAGACAUAUUCUGAGGGCUGUAUCUGGGAAAUGUAGAUGCCCAAGGAAUGAGUAAUUCAGGGUAAAAAGCAAGGGUGUGUUGUGCUAAUGCAGAGGUCUCAAAACGUGGCAACUUUAGGACUUGUGGACUCUGGGAGUUGAAGUCCACAAGUCUUAAAGGUGCCAAGUUUGGGGACCCCUGUGCUAAUGGAAUACCACACGGCGAAACAUUUACAGUAGAUGUCAUAGAAGUGAUUCCAAGAUGUGUUUCUUAAAAUAUCUAUGACUCUUCUGAAAUUGUUUAGCUUCUGCAAAAAGAAGAGAGGAGUCUAGGUUUCUGAGAAUGGUGCUUGGGCCGCAGCUUCCACCUGAGAGACUAUGGAAGAAAGUAACCUGAAUCUCAUCUGGCAUUAGCUAGAUUUUCUACAGACUCUGUUCUUGAAGAUACAUCUGCAUGCAGGAUUUUUAUUUUCUUUUUGUGGGAUUCUUCAUGCUGUGUUUGCAUGAAAGCAAAGGCUUUGGUAUAGCAGGUUGCAUUGAGAUUUGCUAAAGGUCAGCUGCCUAACCUUCCAGCUGAAAUUUGAUACUCUGCCUAAUGGAAUGAAUAAUCGUAAUGCCAUUUCCCCUUCUUUGUAGAAAAAAAUUGCCAAGGACCUGGUUCAAUUCCCUAAACUAAGUUUCAUAAAUAUUUAUUUUAUUCUUUAUUCUGUUUAUUAAUGUUACCUGUUUUUUUAUGAAGCCAGAAAUGGAUCUUUUCUCUACUGAAUUACUCCUAAGAUUUGAUCUUUUUUGGGGUGUAUGCUCCUUGGGGCAAUCUAUAUGAGAGCAUUAUGCUCUUGGAAAUAUGUAUUCCUUAAUAAAUCAAAUUACGUGUUUUAAAA
This is a messenger RNA of Notechis scutatus (mainland tiger snake), 4271 nucleotides long. Lineage: Eukaryota; Metazoa; Chordata; Lepidosauria; Squamata; Elapidae. The record is from RefSeq and is a predicted model, not a curated record.